AUGUCUACAUCUAAGGAGGAUCUUGAACAGGGACUCUGGUAUGCAGCUGAUAGAGGAGAUGAAGAGAAGGUGACGGAGCUGCUCCAGCAGGGAGUGGAUGUCAACUGUCGCGGCGGCUGGAAUAAAGACUUGCCACUUCACUGUGCAGCUUCAGGAGGACAUGUUGGUGUUGCUGAACUCCUCCUGAAGUAUGGAGCACCGGUGGACAGUAGACACUGGCGCGGCGAGACUCCUGAGGACAUAGCGGCAAGUACAGACGUUCCAUACGGGUACGAUGAUAAAGACCGCGUCCUGGAGGGAAGGAAGAAGAUUCUCCAGCUUUUUGCAGCAGAAAAGUCGCCCCGCCCUUACAGGUGCAAAGUGGGUAAAGAAGGAGGUGAACUACAAACCCAAUGUUGCACCGUCUCUGUACCGGGUGGGGCCGUUACCAUGGAAACAGAAAUUACCUGUCAGGUCAUCAACCCCAAUGACGUCACCCUCCCCCUGAAGGACGGAGAGAUGUUAGUGAGUGACAUCAUAGAGCUGGGUCCGCACGGGACAACCUUCCACCAACCUGUCACUUUGCAGAUGCAGUACAACAGCAAGUCGUUAGAUGACGCUACGGAAGCUGUCGUGUGGGUCACUGAGGACAGGUCACAAUGGACGGAACUUGAAACCAGUAUUAAAGGCGAAGGCAGAGCCGCAGUAUCAGUGGACCACUUCUCCAUCUUUGCCGUCAUCAGUCGACCCAAACAGGACCAGUUUACUGUGCCUACAGCAGGGCGCAAUCUGACGUCAUCAACGCAGCCUGUGGUACAAAUCAGCUUCCCGGAACAGGCUGUGACCACAGAGACACAAGUCACCGUACAGGUGCAAGAAGUUCCCAAAAGAGCAGUUGAGGACAUCAAGGCAAAGGAUGAGUUUUUCGCCAACCUUGUUGGCACCAGCCCGAUUGUCAAUGUCACUACUGAGUCAAAAUCUGACGUCCGCAUCCACAAACCAGCCACUGUGCGAGUCCCACAUCCCAAACGCUACAUGGACAUCCAAGAUGAGAGGCCCACCAAAGUAAGGGUGAUGUCAUGUGAGGAGGGGACAGAAGACUGGAAGGAUGAAACGGAGAACACUAACCCGCAAGAGUCGUUUGAAUUUGUGGAGUUUAAAGUCAUCCGUUUCGCCAGAUGGAUUGUACUCGUUGUCACAGACAUCUACGAUGACCCAGAGGAGUUAGGACCGAUCCCUUUAACCCUGUGCCGAUGGCUUCAGCACCGUGCCGUACAGUUCAUACUGAUGCAGCGGGAGGACGACGCAAACGAAUGUGUCAUAGAAUGCGCCACAGCUAGUUAUGUCGAGGAUAGACGCGCUAAGCUAAUGAAAGAGCUUUAUAAGGGCCCAUUGCCUACUGACGAAGUGGACAUAUUUGAAGGACAAAAAGUAGAAAUACAGUUUCUGGGCAAUGUUUCAAUCGCGCCAUCCUGCACACAACAACACAUCACCUUCCACAGCCAGAGGCUCAAUCGUCUCCAGGUGCAAGUCGAGGCCCACGAUGGUUCAGAUGGCAAAGGGGCUGUUGCCUUCUUUGCCUUACCACAAGUCAAUGUCCGAAAAGAGAAAGAUAACAACGUGAACAUAAGGAACGUGCGCAAGAAACUCGAAAAACUGGGGCGUCCCUCCGAAGAUCUACGGCCAGAAAAGCUUUGCGAGGUCCCAAUCCGUGUGCCAUGCCAGAAACCACAAAAGACUUCAGAGGAUGAUGGAGCUACGAAGGCGGGAGAUCUGACAGGAGGUGCAACAUUUGGCGACGUUAAGAUGAGCUUCUACUUCAUCAAAGAAAACGUGAGCACGGGUUGGAAAGAUCUGGCUUUCCAUCUCGGCUUGCCGAAUCCUGACAUCAGCAACAUCGCCGGCAGAAACCGUGACGACAAGUCCUGCUGCAUGGACAUGCUGCAGGAAUGGAAGAAGAAGAGGGGAGACGCCGCUACCAUAGAGGUCCUGAUGGAGGCUCUGUCAGAGGCAGGGCUGCAGGAAGUUGCGGAUGGUUUGAAGAACAAAUAUCCUCAACACCUUGCCAGAUAUGGGUAA
Branchiostoma belcheri (Belcher's lancelet) is the source of this 2058-nucleotide messenger RNA. Its product is annotated as p53-induced death domain-containing protein 1-like. The transcript has 10 exons. Lineage: Eukaryota; Metazoa; Chordata; Leptocardii; Amphioxiformes; Branchiostomatidae. The record is from RefSeq and is a predicted model, not a curated record. Gene Ontology annotation, molecular function: caspase binding; death receptor binding. Gene Ontology annotation, biological process: TRAIL-activated apoptotic signaling pathway; positive regulation of extrinsic apoptotic signaling pathway. Bases 1 to 2058 code for a protein of 685 amino acids. Gene Ontology annotation, cellular component: cytoplasm; CD95 death-inducing signaling complex.